AUUCAGAUGAGCGAUAUCCAACAGAAACAGUCAAAUGAGGGAGCUCGUCCUUCCUUUCCCACGUCAUCCGAGCAGAGAGCGUACGCGUGAUAACACAGCUCUGUCAGCUCCGGACAAACGUGCGAGGAUGGAGAAGAUGUCCGGUGUUGACCUGCACAUGGAGCCCACAGAAGGAGGCCUGAAGGAGCUGGUGCUGAGGUGGUUCACUGAGACGCAGGCGCCGCUCAUCCUCAACAACGGGAACUUCCCCGACUGGUUUCUAGGCUUCGCUGCACGAAAGGACACAGAGGAUCUACUCAGAGAUAAAGCUCUGGGCUGCUUUCUCAUCCGCCUCAGUGAUAAAGCCAUCGGGUACAUCCUGUCCUACAAGGGACACGACAGGUGCCGCCAUUUUGUCAUCACCCAGAACCAGGAUGGACAGUUCUUCAUAUCAGGGGACUGCCAGACGUACGGCAGCCUGGCGGAGCUGAUAGAGUAUUACAAAGUCAGCCCCAUCCAGCCCUUCGGAGAAUACCUGACCUCCAGCUGUAACGAGGUAGACACAGGUGAGCUGUACGAUGUGGUGAACACCAGAGCGACGUCUGGGGUGAGUGUCCAGGCUCUGCGGACACUGUGGGACAAGAAACCCAAUCAUAACAGCGCCCCGGGAAACAAUCAAAGGGUCCAGCUGCAAACUGAGCCUCCUGCAGUUCAUGCGCCUGCACUGCCUCUCAAAUCUAAAAGCAGGAAGCUGACGGGAGCUGUGUCUGUAGACACAACGUCCCUCGCACAGGUUUUACCUCCAGUCCCAAAGAGAGGCCUUCCUCUGGGCUUCUCCCUCAGUGGCUCUUUGCCGGACACGACACCACAUCCGACUGAAGUCCACACCGAUCCAAACAGAGAGAACACAGGGCUGAUGUCUGACUCCUUCAACAGCGCCGACAAAAGCUACCCAGGUGAUCUGUGUCCACCAGGCAUCACAUACUCCGAGCUGACACAGGUGGAGAGCAGGAGCAAAUCUCUGCCCAGACUCAACCACGAGGAGCAGGAGCAGGAGCAGGAGUACUCCAACCGGCUCAGUUCUCCCUCCUUCACUUCAUCGUCAUCUUACUCACCCACUCCACUGAAGAGGCUCACCUGUCACACCUACUCCCUCCAGGAAACCAGAGACACACUGAGGCUGAGCAGGUCAGAGCAGCAGAGCAACGAGGUGGAGAUGUUGAGGUCCAACCCGCUGUACCAGGCGUCUGAGGGGCCUGCAGGGAGUUCAGCACAGCAGGGAGGCGACAUGUACGCCGAGGUUCCCCCGAGGCCGGCACACGACGGAGGGUCUGAUGACAUGUACGCACAGAUACCUACAGAGGCUGAACCCGGAAACACCUACGAGUCCCUGGAGGAUCUGAAGACCAAGAAGUCCAAAUCCACCUGGGGGAAAAACAAUAUGAAAUGGAAGAAGUUUCUCCCUGAUAAGAUGAAGAAAUAAAACCUGACUGACAGGAAAUAAGUAUUAGAAUAAAAAUGACUUUUAUGAAAUAAGUUCUAUCAUAUUUUUGUAAUAAACAUUCUCAUCACUUUCGUUUGGGUUUGAAAUGUUGUGUGACUCAUGAAUUGUUAUAAAUUUUAGUAAACAAGAUUAAUUGAUGUUUUUCUAUCAUCAUCACCAUCAUCAGUUGUAGCAUUUUUGCACUUGCAGUGGUGAUGAUAUAUGAAGCUGGCUCAGUAUUUAGUCCUUUGAUUUAUAACUGAACCUUUUCUAACAUCUUCAGUUUUAUGUAAAUUAACUUGAAAUAUUUAUUUCCCUUUACUUCUGUACACAAACUCACUGAGACAUAAGAAAAUCCAAUGAAUAAAUUUUACAACAUGGAAAAAAUUUAAUGACAUCAUUGUAAACUAGAUGAGUUAAAGGGUAACUCCAGCAAUUUUACAUAUUACAGUGUGUUUCCUUUAUGGUUUUGUUUCAAAUGAGGUAUUUUUAGAUCGCUGUAUGGACACAUUUACGUGGAGGAACUCAGUAUUUCUUCCACCACUGUACUACUGAGCUGGGAUUAAAUAAAGCCAAACAUGUACCCUUUAAAAUGUUACCAUCAUGAAACACUUUGUGCUCAAAGUGAGCCUGAAUGUCGACGAGUGAACAAAGUUUAACUACUUGGGGUUUUAAUGCAGUCUUGUAUUAAGUACAUUUAUAUUUAGUGCAUUUAUCAGAUGCUUUUGUCCAAAAUGACACUAAUUAACAUAUUCAUACAUUGAUGGUGGAGGCUGCCAUGCAAGCCAGGAACAGUUAAGGGUUCAGACACUUCAACAUGCAGACUAGGGGAAUCGAACCAGCAACCUUCCGAUAACGCUGUGAUUAGUUUGACCCCCAAAAUGAGAUCAAUAUAAGAACAUCUGGCUCUUUAGAGGGCGUCUGAGGUGGACAGAAUAACAUGGACACUUACAAUAUGAUACAGUAAAAUUAGUUUGUGUUCCACUUUGACCACGACUGUAUUUAUUUCAGGUCCUGUUUUCUAUUUUAGUUUUCUAACAGUUAGAACUUAGAAAAACCAGGUUUAGUGAUCUAAAGGUUGAGAUCUAAAAACCUUCAGUCAAAUUAAACCUCACUUAGGCCAGUUUAUUUCUAUAGAACCAUUCAGAGACAUGGACAUUCAUCAAAACUAAAAACAUGAACACUUUAAAACAGCUUCUGAAAGACAAAUAUAUAAAGCAAAUAGAAAAACAAAUAUAAUUAGCUACAGUUACAGUUUCACCCUGAUUACUUUUUUUUAAAUAACUGUAUCAGAAC
Messenger RNA from Acanthopagrus latus (yellowfin seabream), 2758 nucleotides. RefSeq names its product SH2 domain-containing protein 7. The transcript is spliced from 6 exons. Bases 35 to 1462 code for a protein of 475 amino acids. The record is from RefSeq and is a predicted model, not a curated record. NCBI's taxonomy places the organism in Eukaryota, Metazoa, Chordata, Actinopteri, Spariformes, Sparidae. Gene Ontology annotation, cellular component: cytoplasm.